UGGCCGUGGUUGUUACUUUCCGGGCGGCCACUCCGCCACGUGGAGCGCGCGGCUCUCGCGUGCCCUCGGCGACCGCGUGACCGCGCCAGCCAAUGGCGGCGCUCGGAGGCGGCGUCAUGGCGACACCGUUGCGGCCUAGCGAGGAGAGACGCGGCCCGCCUCACGGGGACUGAGGGAGACGCGGCCCGCCUCACGGGUAACAGAGAGGGAGACGCGGCCCGCCUCACAGGGACUGAGAGGGAGACGCGGCCCGCCUCGCGGGUAACAGAGAGGGAGACGCGGCCCGCCUCACGGGGACUGAGAGGGAGACGCGGCCCGCCUCACGGGGACUGAGAGGGAGACGCGGCCCGCCUCGCGGGUAACAGAGAGGGAGACGCGGCCCGCCUCACGGGGACUGAGAGGGAGACGCGGCCCGCCUCACGGGUAACAGAGAGGGAGACGCGGCCCGCCUCACGGGGACUGAGAGGGAGACGCGGCCCGCCUCACGGGGACUGAGAGGGAGACGCGGCCCGCCUCACGGGGACUGAGAGGGAGACGCGGACCGCCUCACGGGGACUGAGAAGGAGACGCGGCCCGCCUCACGGGUAACAGAGAGGGAGACGCGGCCCGCCUCACGGGGACUGAGAGGGAGACGCGGCCCGCCUCGCGGGUAACAGAGAGGGAGACGCGGCCCGCCUCACGGGGACUGAGAGGGAGACGCGGCCCGCCUCACGGGGACUGAGAGGGAGACGCGGCCCGCCUCACGGGGACUGAGAGGGAGACGCGGCCCGCCUCACGGGGACUGAGAGGGAGACGCGGCCCGCCUCACGGGGACUGAGAGGGAGACGCGGCCCGCCUCGCGGGUAACAGAGAGGGAGACGCGGCCCGCCUCACGGGGACUGAGAGGGAGACGCGGCCCGCCUCACGGGGACUGAGAGGGAGACGCGGCCCGCCUCACUGGUAACAGAGAGGCGCUGAGACUUUGCAGGGAGUUUGGGCCCCCCGGCCAUGUCGGCGGUGCCCCCGAGCGCCGCUCCUCCUCCUCCUCCCCCCCAGCGGCCACGCUGCAAGAAGCGGCCCGGGAGCAGCGCGGCCUUCGCGGUAGCGGCAGCGGGGACGGCGACAAAACCCAACAUGAAGAAACGCGUGCUGCAGCAGCCGGGAGUUUCAACUUGCGAGGGGGAGGUGACGACGACGACGGCGACGAUGGCGGUGGCAGCGGUGGAGGGGAAGGAGGCGGUGCCGGUGCUCGUGUCGGCAGAGCCGGCCGUGAGCAAGGCCCUUCCUUUCAAGAACCCCAGCUUCACCCAUUCAGGUCUGGGUGGCAUGGGAGUUCGCAAGUCGCGCGUGUGGAAGAACCUGAAGCAGAUCAUCGCAGCCGAGCGCAGCAUGAACUGGAGCCCUGAUGAUGCCACAUACAGCAACAUCGACGCUCCUCCAUCGUUCAAGCCAGCCAAGAAGUAUUCAGACCUCUCUGGUUUGCCUGCAAGUUACACGGACCCACAGAGCAAACUCCACUUCAGCAAUGCCGAGGAGUUCUCCCAGGUGCGCACGCUGCCCAUGGACAUUGUGUCGGGUUACCUGGCCCUGCGCAAGGCCACCAGCAUUGUGCCGUAACAGCGUACAACUCUCCAUCCGUUAGCGCGACUUAAGAGAGGUUGAGCUACGCCGAAAACCACAAGCACAAAUCUUACACACAAAUUAAAUACAGUGUACAAAGCUUACGGUGUAUAAAGAUGCCAUGACAUGCACUGGUUGGUGCUGUUUCAUCCUUUUAUGAAAUCUUUGAGAGGAAGUCACCGCCCUCGGGCACCUCCACCUGCGUGUAGACUUUCUUCCCGCGCAGGCGCAGGCGCAGGCUGCAAGGCGAGGGAGCGUUGCGCGGAUGGCAAGCCGGGAAGAGAUCUCAACUUGGAACGUUCAGUAACAAUUGCAGUAGUGAGACGACCCACUCCAAGUCCAAACCACAACCUGCAUAUAGACCUCUUUUUUUGUAAUUAAUGGCAAAUGUCAUUGGAAUGUUGCCUAAAAGCAGUCAUUAUGGGUGUGAUGAUGCAUUGUUUCGUCAAUCAAUAUCGGUUAAGGUUUAGUCAUCGAUAAUGUUCCAUUAACUUCCAUGAACAUUAUAUGUGAACAUUAAUGUAUUGAAAAAGACUGACAGAGAAAAGAGAGAAUAUAAGAAUUACGAAUUGGUUAUUGAAUCGGAUUCCGGCACCGAAUCGAGAGCGUGUAUCACGUCGCUCGGUGGAGUGAAUUAUUAUAGCCCUGUAGGUCACAGCUGAUACGAUUUAACUUAGUCUUUAUUUGUUACAUGGAAAAUCCCUUUUAUCCAGUCACCCAGCUAGUUUCCAAGGGAGAUGUAGGAACAAGAACAACAUCAACAUUAUACAGAGGAACAGGCAACAUUGGAAUAACACGUUGGAGGUACAAGCCAAAAUAAUGCAGAAAGAAUAACAAUCGACAUCAAAAACGAGGUAAUGAAUUGUGGGAGAGGAGAUGUGCGUGAGGCAAAGGGAAUCCAAGCGAAUCAAACAACCACCACGGGAAUACGAAAAGUAACGGCAAAGGGUUUAUGUAUAGGUGCAGCCGAACUGUCCAUGCUGAGCUAGAAUUGAUAUUAAACGAUGUAGGGAGGGGAGGGAGCUGAGCCUAUGCUGAGAGGCGAGGACAUCCCAGUAACGUGGGCCAGCAGCGUGGAAGGAAAUGUCGCCAUACAUAGUUGCAACAGCUGGUAUUUUUUGUAAGAUCAGGGAGGCACUUCUGAUAUUGCGACUGACAAUGUGCGAAGUUUUACCCUUUUGAUGGCACUGUGCCAUUGCUCCAUCUUGCAAAUCGUUGGACAAUUCUAGUUAUGUCUAAACCGGCACGUGCUAUAAUGGUAAAAACCACCGUACAAGCGUUUGUCUUUUUUAUGGGGGCAUUGCAGUUCCAUUCUCCUUCCAUCUCGUGGUCGAACUGCACUCUCCGUGUACCUCCUGCUUAUCAUCGAACUCCAAGGCUGUCAGAGAGAGCCAGUUUCGUAUGUUUGUGUACACUUUAAGUACAAAAUAAAUGUGAAGUGUGUAAUAUAUUUGUUACAAUAAACGUAAAUUUGUCUUUCCGUUAAGUGCUUUGGAUUAAUUUAUAUUAAUGUUUAGCCCUUUGGCAAUCUACCGCUGGAUGAAGCCUCCGCAUCCUAUGUUGGUCUUGGGGGACUGUUUGACCAUACUUCACUCGGCUGGUCAGUACGGGUUGGUAACGUGGUGCGGACACUGGACCGGUUCAGAUGUCACUCGCCACUGAUGUUAGCCAUGGCCAGGAAUCAAACUCAGGUUACCGAGUUCCAAGUGCUACCACUCUUCCCCCAUGUAUUGAGAAAUAAAUAACACAAGUA
Petromyzon marinus (sea lamprey) is the source of this 3352-nucleotide messenger RNA. It is a transcript of the gene INO80C, whose product is annotated as INO80 complex subunit C. Gene Ontology annotation, biological process: chromatin remodeling. Gene Ontology annotation, cellular component: Ino80 complex. The record is from RefSeq and is a predicted model, not a curated record. NCBI's taxonomy places the organism in Eukaryota, Metazoa, Chordata, Hyperoartia, Petromyzontiformes, Petromyzontidae.